Messenger RNA from Myxocyprinus asiaticus (Chinese sucker), 9006 nucleotides. RefSeq names its product transient receptor potential cation channel subfamily M member 1-like. Gene Ontology annotation, molecular function: calcium channel activity. Gene Ontology annotation, biological process: protein tetramerization; calcium ion transport into cytosol. Bases 393 to 5060 code for a protein of 1555 amino acids. Gene Ontology annotation, cellular component: membrane. Lineage: Eukaryota; Metazoa; Chordata; Actinopteri; Cypriniformes; Catostomidae. The record is from RefSeq and is a predicted model, not a curated record. The transcript has 25 exons.
AUGUCCUGUGGGAUUCAGUGGGCACCAACGCUCUGGGAGAAAGCACCCCUCACCAGCGGAGCUCCAGGAGGGACACUGAUGCAGAAAGUUUCCCUGUUGCACCUUCUUAAUGUCGACUAGUGGCUCCACAGGGCCAGAAAGCUUGGAUUGAGAAAACCUUUCACAAACGAGAAUGCAUCUAUGUAUCUCCUGCCAAGGACCCAACCCGGUGUGCCUGUGGUUAUCUUUUGACUCAGCACCAGCAAGUCACCAACAAGCCUUCAGAGGAGAACCAGCUGGUUCAAGUGGACCCUCCUCAAGAGAAAUGGUCGGUGGUCAGACAUACCCAAACUGCCCCUACCGACGCAUUUGGCACCAUUGAAUUUCAGGGAGGAGGAUUUGUCAACAAGGCCAUGUAUAUCCGGGUGUCAUAUGAUACCAAGCCAGAUAGUUUGCUGCAUCUCAUGGUGAAAGAAUGGCAGCUGGAGCUGCCCACUUUGCUUAUAUCCGUUCAUGGUGGCCUCCAGAACUUUGACCUGCAACCAAAACUCAAGCAGGUCUUUGGGAAAGGUCUGAUCAAGGCUGCUGUGACCACUGGAGCCUGGAUCUUCACUGGUGGUGUUAGCACUGGAGUUAUCCGGCACGUUGGAGAUGCUUUGAAGGAUCACUCCUCUAAAUCCCGAGGGAAAGUCUGCGCCAUAGGCAUUGCUCCGUGGGGAAUCCUGGAGAGCAAAGAGGAUCUUAUUGGAAAAGAUGUGACCAAACCAUACCAGGCGAUUUCCAACCCUCUGAGCAAGCUAGCUGUUCUCAACAAUAGUCACUCGCACUUCAUACUGUCCGAUAAUGGCACAUGUGGGAAAUACGGGGCGGAGGUCAAACUGCGCAGACAGUUGGAGAAACACAUUUCCCUGCAGAAGAUUAACACGCGUCUGGGGCAGGGUGUACCGGUGGUUUGUCUAAUUGUGGAGGGAGGUCCGAAUGUGAUCUCCAUUGUGCUGGAGAGCCUGCAUGAAGAGCCAGCCGUGCCUGUUGUGGUUUGCGAUGGCAGUGGCCGAGCCUCGGACAUAAUUUCCUUCGCUCACAAGUACUCAGAGGUGGAAGGACUGGUAAAUGAAGAUGUAAAAGAGCAGCUGCUAGUCACCAUCCAGAAGACCUUUAACUACAACAAGACCCAGUCAGGGCAGAUUCUGCUCAUGGUCACUGAAUGCAUGAAGAAGAGGGAGCUGAUAACAGUUUUUCGAAUGGGUGCUGAGGGACAAGACGACAUUGAAAUGGCCAUCCUCACUGCAUUACUGAAAGGCACAAAUGCAUCAGCUCCAGAUCAGCUGAGCCUGGCUCUGGCUUGGAAUAGAGUGGACAUAGCACGCAAUCAAAUCUUUGUGUACGGACACAACCUACCAGUAAACUCCCUUGAGCAGGCCAUGAUGGAUGCUUUGGUUCUCGACAGAGUGGACUUUGUCAAACUCCUCAUUGAAAACGGUGUAAACAUUCACCAUUUUCUAACCAUCCCACGAUUAGAAGAGUUAUACAACACUAAACUUGGACCUGCCAACACUCUACAUAUUGUAGUCAGAGAUGUUAAAAAGGGGAACCUCCCACCAGAUUAUCAAAUUACAUUGAUUGACAUUGGACUGGUGGUGGAGUACCUGAUGGGUGGGGCCUAUCGCUGUAACUACACAAGGAAAAACUUCCGAACUCUUUACAACAAUCUCUAUGGCCUAAAGAGACCAAAAGCCCUGAAGCUUCUUGGAAUGGAGGAUGAUGAGCCCAGAUCAAAAGGUAAGAAGAAGCAAAAGAAGAAGAAAGAAGAGGAGGAGGAUAUUGACGUGGAUGAUCCCGAGGUCAGCCGCUUCAUGUACCCGUUUCAUGAGCUGAUGAUAUGGGCAGUGCUGAUGAAGAGGCAGAAGAUGGCUCUGUUCCUGUGGCAGAGGGGUGAGGAGGGCAUGGCUAAAGCGCUGGUGGCCUGUAAGCUCUAUAAAGCCAUGGCUCACGAGUCUUCUCAGAGUGAAAUGGUGGAUGACAUCUCCCAGGACCUUGAUAACAACUCCAAGGAGUUUGGAACCUUGGCUUAUGAGUUGCUGGAUCAGUCUUACAAACAUGAUGAGCAGCUGGCCAUGAAGCUGUUGACGUAUGAGUUAAAGAACUGGAGUAACUCCACCUGUCUGAAGCUGGCAGUGGCCGCAAAGCACAGAGACUUUAUCGCUCACACCUGCAGUCAAAUGCUCCUCACUGACAUGUGGAUGGGCAGCCUGAGAAUGGGCAAAAACCCUGGACUUAAGGUGAUACUAAGUCUCAUUUUCCCACCCCUUAUCCUGCUGUUGGACUUCCGUCUUGGUGAUGACAUGUCUCAUCAAGUCUCGGUAGAUAAUGAGGACAGGAAGGCCAAGGAUGAUGAUAACAAGUCCAGCAAGGAUGCCAACGCAGAUGCAGCUUCUAAGAAAGGAGACGAGGAGGAGGGCAAUAAGAAAAUGAGGCGGAUUCCUAUUGGCAAGAAAAUCUUUGAGUUCUAUAAUGCCCCUUUCACCAAGUUUUGGUUCAAUACUAUUUCCUACCUUGGCUAUCUCAUGCUUUAUAAUUAUGUAGUCUUGGUAAAGAUGGAGCGCUGGCCCUCAAUACAAGAGUGGAUCGUCAUUUCAUACAUAAUCACUUUGGGCCUUGAGAAAGUCAGACAGAUCCUGAUGUCAGAACCAGGCAAGCUCAAACAAAAGAUAAAUGUGUGGUUAGAAGAGUAUUGGAACAUCACAGACAUGGUGGCCAUCUCUACCUUCCUGAUUGGGCUACUUUUUAGGCUGCAGAGUGAACCCUACAUGGGCUAUGGCCGUGUGAUCUACUGCGUGGGCAUCAUCUUCUGGUAUAUCCGGGUGCUGGACAUAUUCGGGGUCAACAAGUACCUUGGACCCUAUGUCAUGAUGAUAGGAAAAAUGAUGAUUGACAUGCUGUACUUCGUGGUGAUCAUGUUGGUGGUGCUGAUGAGUUUUGGUGUGGCACGACAGGCCAUCCUCCACCCGGACGAGGAGCCAACGUGGCGCUUGGCCCGCAAUAUCUUCUACAUGCCCUAUUGGAUGAUCUACGGAGAGGUGUUUGCAGACUCGAUAGACCCCCCCUGUGGAGAAAAUUUAUAUGAUGAAGAUGGGAAAAAACUUCCACCCUGCAUUCCUGGAGCCUGGCUCACCCCCGCCAUCAUGGCCUGCUAUUUGUUAGUAGCCAACAUCCUCCUCGUCAACUUGCUUAUUGCUGUCUUCAACAACACCUUCUUUGAGGUUAAGUCCAUCUCCAACCAGGUGUGGAAGUUCCAAAGAUAUCAGCUGAUCAUGACCUUCCAUGACAGGCCUGUACUGCCUCCACCUAUGAUUAUCUUCAGCCACAUCUACAUCCUGUUCCGCAGACUUUGCUGCCGCUGUAGCAAGAAAAAGGAGGGAGAAUUGGAUGAGAAGGAUAAAGGAUUAAAGCUCAUUCUUACCCCGGAGGAGCUGAAGAUGCUGUAUGAGUUUGAGGAACAAUGCGUGCAGGAAUAUUUCAGGGAGAAAGAAGAUGAGCAACUGUCCUCAAAUGAUGAGCGUAUAAGGGUUACAAAUGAAAGGGUUGAGAACAUGUCCAUGCGUCUUGAGGAGGUGAAUGAGAGGGAGAACACAAUGAAGGCCUCCCUUCAGACAGUGGAUCUUCGUUUGUCCCAGCUGGAAGAUAUCCACAGCCGAAUGGUGAAUGCCCUAGAGAGAUUGGUAGGAAUCGAUCACUCUGAACUAACCCAGACCCGUUCAACAGCCUCCUCUAUUUGUGACCCGUCCUCCCUCCAACGUCACAGUAGCAUCAACAGUGCUGAUGGAUACAGCCUUUACCGCUACUACCUGGGUGUUGAUGACCGUCCACCUGAGGAAAAAGAGGGGGAUCAGACUAAAACAAUAAGCAUUACACACCUCAACACAAAAGAAUAUGGGCAGAACCUGGAGGUAGAUGUUCCAGGGAUAAAAAGACAUUUUGGCUCAAAUCUGGACAUCCGGAUCUUCCCCUGUGAGAAGGGAGUCGAGAAUGUCAAUCGUGUUGAAGGGACACAGCCAGAAUCACCAAAAUAUCCAGUUCCUGACAUUCAGACUUCUUUAGAUUGUGCCACACCAAAAGAGGCUUUGAUGAUGGAGAGAGCUAAACUCGAGGCAACUAUCUCCUACCCUCUUGAAAAGGUGAAAGCAUUCAGAUACUAUCCAGAAGGAAUACAGGGCACAUCACCAUCCACUGUACAAAGGUGUAGGAGCACAAUCUUGAUUGAUCAAACAAGUGGAAGGGAAGAAACUCGAUCGGGGGGAGGCAUGGAUGGGUCUUCAGAUACGAGGCGAUGGAGUGCUGGCUAUGAGUAUAAGGUAAAUACCAGUCUUUUUGGUCAGACACCAAAGGUAUCGAUGGUUAAACCCUUGGUAGAACAAAUUUACAAGUUUAGCUACGGUUUCAAGGUAAGGCAGCAUUCUGAUGAGCCUUGGCUGCAGAGGCCGAAAGUUUCUUCUAGAUUCAGUAAGGAGGAGAUGGGCACAGAAGAUGGGGAGAAGACAGCGGGCAGUUCAGAUGGACUGAUGAGUAAUGAAAGUACUCAGUUGAUAACAGAAGAUGGGAUAACAAAGGAUGGAGAGCAACACUCAGAAGGGACAACUGGCAAAGAGAGACAGCAAGAUGUAGAUCGAAUAAAACAGGAAGACAGGAGCGAGACAGUUCAGGAAGGGGACAAAUGUCUGAAUACUGUGCAAGGGGGGACUAAGGAACCAGAAGGUGAUCCUGAAGGAGGUCUCAGAAAUGAAAUAAGCCAUGAGAAUAAGAAUGAAAAGGAUGAGAUGACCAUGGAUGUAGGUGCCAGUGGUUCUGAAUUCCAAGCUGACAGUAGCCACCUGCUUCAGCCCGAAGAUACUGUAUUCCUCCCUGGAAGAUCCAAGAGUUGGUCUACAAAACCUUGCAAGUCCUUAGGAAACAGUGUGAAAAGGACCUAUGGAUCCAGCAGUGAGAGAGACCUUGCUGGAGCAUUUGGAGACUCUGUUGACUCUACUGAUAAAGGAAAGCCAACAGAGAAGACAACAGAGAACACAUCUUCAAAUAAGCUAUAGAGGACAAAGGGGAAGUCCUAGAGGGAGUCCAGUAGAGCGCAACAGUGACCCGCCCACUUUUUCAGCCAUCUUGGUUCCAAAAGUAUUUUUCCCAUUAAUUUCUUCCAAAGGGAUUUUAUAAAAUCCUUCAGAAAAGUUUUAAGCCAUUAAUCAAAUCAACCAGAUCCCAGGUGAAUCACAUUACAAACUGAUUUGAAGCAAAAAAAAAAAAAAAUAAAGUGAAAAUUUGACAAAAAGACAAAGACUCUGUACUUCAGGGCAAGAACUACAAUCCCAUGAAACAUUGCAAAAAAAAAAAAAAGACCCAACUGAAUGAAAAAGAUGGAAAAACAUAAACAAUUUGUUUAAAUUUGUUGAUUUUAAAGAGCCCAUAUUAUCCUCACUUACAGGUUUUUUAAUGUUAUUUUCGAGGUCUACUAGAAUAGGUUUACAUGCUUUAAUGUUCAAAAAAUACAUUAUUUUUCUCAUACUGUACAUUGCUGCAGCACCUCUUUUCACCCUGUCUGAAAUGCUCUGUUGUAGCUGCUGUCUCUUUAAAGCCCCCUUUUCCAAAAAGCCCAGUCUGCUCUUAUUGGUCAGCUGGCCCAGCCUGUUGUGAUUGGUCAAAUUUUAGAACGUGUGUCAGAAAAGUAACGCCCCUUACCAUAACCGAGUUUCAGCUCCCAAGGCUUCCUGAGCAGCACAUUCCUGAGGUGGGCAUUAUGCAGAUGUGUUACAUAGUGACGUAGCUAUGUGACGGAAGUAAUGGCUGGACUGCAAACCAGGCGUUUCAGGCAGUUCAGGAGCAGUGUUUUCUGUGGGAGAGAGUAACUCCCUUUGGCAUGGACUUUGUGCUAUGUAACUUUGCAGAACUUUUACAUGCACAAACAGCUAUAUUACACACUAAAGGAAAGGUAAAAUCCCAAAAAGCAUAAUAGGGUCGCUUUAAGUAAAGAAGCAUUAUAUUUUGAUUUCAUUUAAAAAUAUUCAGAUAUUUGCAAAUAUACAAGUAGUUUGAGAAUGUUGGGAGACCAACCCUGUCAGGGCAUUUGCAGUGCGUCAUGGAAGUAGGCGCUUGAUGCAAAGCUCUUUUGUUGCAGUUUGUUUGCUGUGAUUCUCUGAUUGGUGGAUUGUUUCUCUUCUAGGUCAUGGGUAGUGUAGUUCUUCUCCAGAUAUUUUGCUAUUAAAGAAGUUUUUUAAAAAUGUAUAUGAAAUAACAGGGAUGGCUAAUGGCUUCCAAAGAAGCAUGUACAAUCGAUUAACAACAUCAGAGCUUAUGGCAGGUCGGUCUUUAAAGGUUUUUAAGUUAUCAUUAAAAAUCAGUUUCCUUAUAGAAAAAAUAAAUGGGAUUUUUACUUCCGUAACCAGACUGCUGUGCUCUUUAGGACAACUGUUACCAGAAAUGUGCUUAAGUUAGGGUACAUUUUGUCAAUGCAUCUGUAACACUUGUAAAUAUGAUACUUAUGUGAUAUGUGCACUUGCACUAAACAUAUUUCCAUAUGUACUUAAGGUACAAAAUAUUACACAACAGUAUCUAACCUCUCUCACUGCACUGCUAACAUUUGCACUCAUGCCGUUUAUGUGUCAAGGUUAUGAUUUUUUUGACUGGGCAAAAUAACAGUAUAUAAGCUAAAAAGAAAAAGAGAAAAAGUAAGGCUAAGGAAACUGAAGAAAUCAAAGGACAAAAGGUGUCUACCUCAAUGCAAAAAGGCUGAAUCUAGCAGGUAGUACUGCAAAAGAUUAGCAAUAUUUAGCAAUGAGCUAAGCUUUCUGGUUCUGUCUAUUGUAAGACUACACAACAGCACCAUCUGUUGUUCUGGAUGAUGAACUGCAAAACAAAAACCAGGGCAAGAGAUUGUACCAACGAAAAAUAAGACAGGAACUGUUGUACACAGUUUUACUUUGGUUAUAUCUAUAGUAUAACAUUUUACAAUAAAACCACAUUUCAAAUUCUUGUUCACAUUUUCUUUAUGGUUUUAAUACAAGCUUUAAAUGAGUGUAUAGUGACUUUUUUCAAAUAGCAGGUUGCAUUAAAUAUAGAGUACAGUAACACGGUUAUUCCUUAAAAGUUAGGACAUACAAUAACAAAUAUGAAAUAAUACAUGCAUAACAAUGGUCCCAUCUGAAUAUCAGUGGUCAUGCUACAUUUUGCCACAACAUUCUUUCAGAGUAUUAUGGCAGUUUCUGGAUUUAAACAGUCCAACUUAUAUAAAUGGAUAUGGAUAAAAGGCAUUAAGGUCCCCAAUAUCAGCACAAGUCGUUAGAAAAUGCGAUCCCAAAAGGGGACAUUUUAUUGCUGUUGUCUACAUCUACUUCCUCUUCUGAAGCAACCAUUAGUGCAGUUUAAAUGGGAGACCAAAAUGUCUCACAUUUGAAAACAAAAGUGCAGAUAUAACCAGUGUCAAUACCAAUAGCAUUCAACCUGUCUCCUUUGACAAAUACACCUAUGCAACAAACAAAAUAAUAAUAAUAAUAACAAUAAUAAUAAUAAUAAUACCACUUUUUGGCAAAUGCACGUUUCUUUUAAGAGCCUAAGGUGUAACAAGUUAUGUAAACAGUAAAGAAAGGCUGUACAUGUGCAUACAACUUUAUGCACUGGCUUUUUUCAAUUAAACAAUGAGAAAGAGCUCAAAGAGUGAGAAAUAUCAAAUUGAAAUAGAAAAAUCGCUCCGUUUAAUAAAGUUCUUAAUACAAUUCAUUAAUGGCUGAUAAGCAUGCAUUAGUGGCCUAUUUAUUCAAAUAAUAGAUUAUAAUAGAUAAUUCACACAUGACCUAAAUGGUUCUAGUAUCUACACUUGCUUGUAUGCGGCUAAGCAGCCUGUUUUUAUAAAAUGAAUACAUUGAUUCAAAUGGAUGCUAAUUAAGUAGCUGAUGAUAUAAACUUCAUCAUGAAAUAUCUCUAAAAAUGUCACAGGGCUCAAGCGAUUACAGAUAUUCACAUACUUUUGACUGUGAUUUUGCCAAGUAAGUCGUGUUCCCUAUGACACCUGACCUCAAGAUGUUCCUCUAUCCAUCAUGCAUCUGUCAGGGUCCACCUUUGUAACCUUCUAGUGGAUGGACAGAUGUCUAUCUGUGCUAUACAUGGACUUGUGCCUGUAAGGAGAGCUCAUUGAAAACACAUGUAUAUGCUUUUAAUCCAUGGGUGUUCCAAAAUUAUAUAGAUUUUCCUAAAUUAAUUUUUCAAAACCAGUGCAAGAAAACAGUGUGCGUGCAGUAUAAAAGACACUUGGCAACAUAUUAUAACAAAACAAACAAACUGCUGACUCUUACUAAUUCAGAAAUACAAAAUGCUCACUCUCACUAAUUUAAAAACACUUAAUGCACAUCUAUGCCAUCAUCAGCAAAUGUUUUAUGCAUGUGCAUUAUUUGUAUACAAUAUUAUACAUAAACACAUAGUUCGUCCAACAAUGAAAAUUCUGUUAUCAUUUACUUACUCUCAUGUCGCUCCAAACAUGUAUGACAUUAGUUUUUCCAAGGAACACAAAAGGAGUUAUUUAUAGCAGAAUGUCCGAGAUGCUCUUUCCCAUACAAUGAAAGUGAAAUGGUGACCACGGCUGUCAAGCAAGAUUUUCGGUGAAUAAUUACUUAAAUUUCACACUGCUCUGCAGAUAAAGCUAUCAACGUCCUCAACUGACAAACAUUAUGAAUCACAGCCUCAGUGAUCCGUUUCAAAUGAGACUGAGCAAAAUGAUUGACAGGUGAAAAGCAUCAGUAUCCCCGGACACAUUUUAGUUUGCUGUUUACAAAGUCUACAGCUGUCACAAAGACCGGUGAGAUAUCUCUGGACACUUAUUUAAGUAAUAUCUUUAAGGGAGUAGGAAACAUUUUUGCAUACUUUUCCAUGAAAAAAAUCACUUAGAGCACAUUUAAGGUGUUUGUGCUGUUGUUUGUUUUUUUCUUGACAGCCCCUCAUCCCCAUUUACUUUCAAUGUAUGGAAAAGAGCAGCUCUGACAUUCUGCUAAACUU